CUGGUUUGUUGUAGUUCUUCCUGGUUGAUGUGGACACAGAGCUGCGGGGUGAGGUCUGUUGUUGUGUCUGGGUGAAUGAUGUGGACGUUUAGAAAACUAUAAAGAGGAAUUUAUGUAGUUAACGAUGUUUUAAGAAAGUGUUUGUUUGUAGUCCGGACAAACCCGACCGUUAGUCCGUCUUCUUCUUCUCUUGUUCCGGUGUCCUUUCAUACCACCAGUGAGUGCUGCGGUGAAUCUCCCAUUCGCUGCCUAUUGGAUUGUUAGCUCAGCUGCUAACGCUAUGAACUCUGUGGAUAAUACUUGUGAACCCAAAUAGUCCCCCAGAUAGUCCCCGAGAAGAAGACAUGGCGUCCUCCAGAGCCAAGGUGGGAGUCCACGGUGACACGAACUGUCUGAAAGAAAGUAAAAAUAACACCGGCGGCGGCGGCAGUGCAGCUGGAGAGGCAUCACCGAUUAACCGAAUAUACAGUCUGGACGAGCUGGAGACCGUCGCCACAGUGGGUACGGGGACGUUUGGCCGAGUCUUCCUGGUGAAGGACAAGAAGAGCAGGAACUUCUUCGCCCUGAAGCAGAUGAAGAUCUCCGACGUGAUCCGACUGAAGCAGGAGCAGCACGUCCACAACGAGAAGGAGGUGCUGAUGGAGGUCAACCACCCCUUCCUCAUACGACUGUUCUGGACACAUCACGACGAGCGCUUCCUCUACAUGCUCAUGGACUACGUUCCCGGCGGCGAACUCUUCAGCUACCUGCGCAGCCGCGGACGCUUCAGCAACGCCACGGGUCUCUUCUACACCUCUGAGAUCGUCUGCGCCAUCGAGUACCUGCACUCCAAAGAAAUCGUGUACCGCGAUCUGAAGCCCGAGAACAUCCUGCUGGACGGAGAGGGACACAUCCGCCUGACGGACUUCGGCUUUGCUAAGAAGCUCUCUGACAGGACCUGGACUCUGUGUGGGACUCCGGAGUAUCUGGCUCCUGAAGUCAUCCAAAGUAAAGGUCACGGCCGGGCGGUGGACUGGUGGGCUUUGGGGAUCCUGGUCUUUGAAAUGCUGGCUGGGUACCCGCCGUUCUUUGAUGACAACCCUUUUGGGAUCUACCAGAAGAUCCUGGCCGGACGGCUGGAUUUCCCACGACAUCUGGAUUUCUAUGUCAAAGACCUCAUCAAGAAGUUUCUGGUCAUCGACCGAGCCAGACGGCUGGGCAACAUGAAGAACGGAGCGGACGAUGUGAAGAAACAUCGAUGGUUCAAGACGAUCGACUGGGACGCCGUUCCUCUGAGGAAGCUCAAGCCUCCCAUCCUUCCCAAAGUUUCCCACGAGGGCGACACAUCUAACUUCGACGUCUACCCCGACGAGGACUGGAAGAAAGACCCCCCCGUGCCUCAGAAGGACUUAGAGAUCUUCAAGAACUUCUGAUGGCUUCAUUAUUAUUAUCAGUGAAUCCUGAGAAUCACUCGACAUGUUGAGAAGUUACAGGUACCAUCGUGGAGAGAGAGACGGGGGGAGGGGGCACAUAUAUCUGUAAUAAACCCCCCCCUCACCCUCGCCCUUUAAAGACAAACCUCCUGAUGAUCGGCACUGUGACGUGUGUCACUCCACAGAUUUGCUUUUUAUACUUUUAUUUAUGUGACUUCAGUCGAACCUUUUUGCUGUUUUGGAUUUUUUCGAUCACCGUUUUUUCUCUGAGCCUGCUCAUAUGCAAAAACCAGAAGAAGACUGUUACUUUGUAGUUAGAAAAAAAAGAAAAAAAAGGAGAAUAAUCAGGUCUUUUUUUGAUAUCGUCAUGUUUUAAUAUUUUAUCUGUUUUUAAAAAACGUUGACGCAGUCAUAUUUCACGUGACUCCACACCGGUGCUGCAGCUCUCAGCCAGCUCUCGGCCAGUACUUGUAUGAACAAUGUGCGGCUUUUCGACUCGUUAUAUCAGAGUCGGCCGCUCGCUGUGACGAUGUGUGACCAGUAGCACUUGUUAAAGGUGCCUUACAUCCUUGUUUGAGUUACACAAAGUUCACUUGAAAAGUUGCUCAGACUUGAAGGCUCCAUGCAGGACUAACUGGAGCUGAAUGUCUCCUACUGUAAACUCUUCUUCUUCUUCCAGCUCUCGUCUUUCCUUCUGACAGUUGUUAUUAUCACAUGGUCCCAGCUGUUCUGCAAAAUGACUUUCCCACGACUCUUUGAGCCCAUUCACUUCACCGAUCGUCAUCCUUGUUUGUCCUGCGUUUAAAGCCAAAUCGUAAAAGAAGACCACUCAGAUUUUGUCAGUUGAAUCUCUGCGCUCUUGAGUUUCCCCCGCUACAAAAAAAACUCAUCCAGAGGUCAAAUCUGAUCUGUGUGGUGAGCAAAGAAGCAAGGAGGGGCUGCGAGCUGAGCUGCUUGUUUCUUUGCACUCAGCAUUGAUUCCUUUAAUGUCUUAAAGCUUUUUUUCUGCAGGCCAGAUUAUCCAAACAGGCCACCUUCUAUUAAAAAAUAAAACACAAAAACUGAGGGUACACAAUGUUAUUUGCAACGCGUUAGUUAGGAGGGGCUGCGAGCUGAGCUGCUUGUUUCUUUGUGAAACCAUUAAAAACACUAAGAAGAGAAGUUGCAUCGUCAAAAAUCGGAGAUUGUAGGUUGGCGUUCGGUGGCGAAAGGAUGUCAGGAGGGGCUGCAAGCUGAGUUACCACCAACUUGAUUUUAAACUCAGCUUUUAUCAUGUACGUAUCAUGUAUUUAACUGGAAGCUGAAUUAUCCACAGAGGUCUCAUCUUAGAAACAAAAGACCCGAUGACUUAAACAAGUAUAAACACAGUUUUCAUGUCCCAGCAGCAUUAUCAACAGUGAACAGUAAAGCAGUCGCUCAAUAAAAAUCAAGGUGGGCUCUCCGGGGGCCGGGUGCCGAGCUGCUGCUCACUGUAUGGUGAAUGAACUCAAAGCAGUCGAGAAGUUGUCGGCAACAAACGUUUAAAUGUGAAGUGGACUCGGACACGUCUGAGAAACUAAAAUGAGUUAAAUGGUCUUACAGUGAGAAAAGGAAAAUUUGACUGACAAAAUCCCGAGCCAGUAUCGGCCCCAUGAGAGGCAGUCUGUAAUAAUUCAUUCAUCGUGAAGUCGAGGAUUCUUUUGCUACUUUGGGACUUUAAUGGCCUUUGAAUCACUUUUUUUGUACUUAUGUUUUCUGCCUAACAUCCUGGUGACUUUGUGCUUUGUGUAAUCGAACCUGACUCUCAUGUCUCGACUGUUCUCUUGCACAAUCAUGACUCGUACUGUUUGUUUCUUCACACGAUGCUGAUGUUGGUCUGAACAAAGAAAUGUUUCUUCUUUCCUAUCAUCGUUUUUGAAUCAUGUGUUGCCUUUUUCAUUGUUUUCAUCCUUCAUGUUGUUUGGACACUGUGCUGAAAACUCGUCUGCAGCGUCCUGUUGUUACCUCCGUGUGUUGUUGCGUGACUCUUCAGGAGUAAACACUUGAAACACCA
This is a messenger RNA of Labrus mixtus (cuckoo wrasse), 3444 nucleotides long. It is a transcript of the gene prkx, whose product is annotated as protein kinase X-linked. Gene Ontology annotation, molecular function: protein serine/threonine kinase activity; ATP binding. The coding region runs from base 345 to 1412 and encodes 355 amino acids. Gene Ontology annotation, biological process: protein phosphorylation. NCBI's taxonomy places the organism in Eukaryota, Metazoa, Chordata, Actinopteri, Labriformes, Labridae. The record is from RefSeq and is a predicted model, not a curated record. The transcript is spliced from 8 exons.